AUGGAGGAAGGAACGAGAUAUGCAUCCGAAGCACGCCUCUACACCUUCUCGCCCGAAACCAAGACCGCACUGCGCAAGUUCCGCCUAGGAACCUCGAGAGCAAAGGACCCUCAGGCCGUAAUCUACCAAAUCGACAAAAAGACCCUCGAAAUUUCAAAAGCAGAUGAUGAAGUCUACACCGAUCUAAGCCUACUGGGCGAAGAACUGCCCGACCACUCGCCCAGAUUCAUUCUCCUCAGCUAUCCUUUGACAAUGGCAUCCGGCCGUCUAUCCGUUCCAUACGUCAUGCUAUACUACCUCCCCGUCACCUGCAACAGCGAGCUCAAGAUGGUCUACGCCGGUGCAAAAGAGUUGAUGCGCAACCAAGCAGAAGUCGGCCGCAUCAUCGAGAUCGACAGUGUUGAAGAGUUGGAAGAGAUUGAAGAACAACUCAGAGGAGAAGAGUAGAACGGAUCGGCUAUAUCACAGUAUGGGAUGUUGAUACCAUGAAAGAUGGCGCUGCUGUGCUUCGGUCAAAAGGUCCGCGGCCACCACGAGCCUGCAAGACGACGAUCAUACACCUUGAUGGAAAUAGAGCGUUGGACAGAUCGGCCGAGAUAACCCUAGAUUCCCCACAUGCGUGUGUACUUGAAUCAGGAUGUGUGAUGGUUCG
Messenger RNA from Aureobasidium pullulans EXF-150, 652 nucleotides. Its product is annotated as glia maturation factor beta. Gene Ontology annotation, molecular function: actin binding; Arp2/3 complex binding. The record is from RefSeq and is a predicted model, not a curated record. The coding region runs from base 1 to 447 and encodes 148 amino acids. The transcript has 4 exons. Lineage: Eukaryota; Fungi; Ascomycota; Dothideomycetes; Dothideales; Saccotheciaceae. Gene Ontology annotation, cellular component: actin cortical patch. Gene Ontology annotation, biological process: negative regulation of Arp2/3 complex-mediated actin nucleation; actin filament debranching.